This is a messenger RNA of Pediculus humanus corporis (human body louse), 1627 nucleotides long. Its product is annotated as Proline-serine-threonine phosphatase-interacting protein, putative. Gene Ontology annotation, molecular function: protein binding. The transcript has 10 exons. The annotation marks the transcript as partial. The record is from RefSeq and is a predicted model, not a curated record. Lineage: Eukaryota; Metazoa; Arthropoda; Insecta; Psocodea; Pediculidae.
AUUUACGUCUUGCUUAGCAUUUAAACAUGUUAUGGAAGAAGUUUCGGAUUUGGCCGGUCAACAUGAAGUAAUAGCUGAGAAUCUUCAGGCACAGGUCAUAAACGAAGUUGCUAUUCUCGUCAAAGAUUUUAGAGAAGAAAGGAAAAAGCAUCUUCAGGAAGGAGCUAAAAUGAUGGCGAAUUUAAACAAUCAAAUCAAUAGCUUAGAUAGGUCUAAGAAAAAUUACGAGAAGGCUUUCAAAGAAGCCGAAAAAGCGUUGGAAAACUACCAGAGAGCCGAAGCGGAUUUCGAUUUAUCGAGAGCAGAAGUUGAAAAACAAAGGAUAAACAUGAUGACCAAGGGUCAACUCUGUGAAGAUUCAAAGAGCGAGUAUGCUAAUCAAUUACAAAAAACAAACGAUUUACAAAAUCAACAUUAUCAACAGUUGAUGCCCGACGUGUUUAGACACCUACAAGAAAUGGAUGAAAAACGAAUAAAAAAUAUAAAAAAUUUCAUGACUCAAUCGGUGACGAUCGAAAGAAACGUUUUCCCAAUAAUAAAUAAAUGUUUAGAUGGAAUAAUAAAUGCUGCGAACGCCGUGAGCGAAAAAGAGGAUACUCAAAUGGUUAUAGAUAGGUACAAAUCAGGUUUUCAACCACCCAGAGAUAUUCCAUUUGAAGAUCUCAACGCUGUCAGGUCGGGAGAUGCUGCACCCGUCACAAAUCAAUAUAUAAAAGCACGAGCGGAUCCCAACAUGACGGUGAGAGGAACGAUAUCGGCGGGUAAAUUAAAAAGAAGAGUUGCUUUAUUCGGUAUAUUCAGUUCGAACAAGAACAAUAUGUCUUCGUUUGGUGAUUCAAAGGAGGAUUACAGUGAUUUACCUCCAAAUCAACGAAAAAAGAAAUUACAGCAAAGGAUAGAAGAAUUACAAAAGAGCGUGCAACAAGAGACUGCAGCAAGGUUAUACAAAUACGGACUGAUGAAAAUGAAAGGAGUUUACGAACAAAAUCCCGCGUUAGGGGAUCCAAUGUCCAUCGAGGGACAGCUCAACGAAAGCGGCCACAAAUUAGAUAAGCUUAGACAAGAAUUGCACAAGUUUCAAGUGUAUUUAGAAGAAGCAUUGGAAAUGCCACGACAUCAAUCCGUCGGAAAUUCUCCUUCGGCUCCGAAUAGGAAAAAUAAAACUCCGACUCGCGGCCAUAGUUUGUUAAACGGUUUAAAUUCGAACAACAAUCACAGUGGGGGUUCCGGCGGUGAAGAAGAAUCACUUAGUAGAUCCGCAUCGGAUUCAAGCGUCCAUUUUCCUAACUUGUUUUAUUAUUAUAUUACUAAUAAUAGCUCCUCGAACAGUCCUGAAUCCGGUUUGGGAACGUCUCACACGAGCCUUCCAGAAUCCGAUCCCGACAACGUUGUGGAACAAUCAGGAUUGUACGGUUACGAAGGAGAAGUUUUAAGUCCUUUGGGAACUUGUCGCGCACUAUAUCCCUUCGAAGCGACGAGCGAAGGAUCGAUUCCCAUGUACGACGGUGAAGAAUUAUAUUUAAUAGAAGUCGAUCAGGGUGACGGUUGGACGAGAGUGAGAAGGAUGAACGAUUACGAGGAAGGAUUCGUGCCGACGUCUUACAUAAGUUGCACGCCUUAUACAUAA